Adineta ricciae is the source of this 456-nucleotide messenger RNA. The record is from the annotation of a GenBank genome assembly. Lineage: Eukaryota; Metazoa; Rotifera; Eurotatoria; Adinetida; Adinetidae.
AUGAACGCAGCUGAGCGUGGAGUAAUAUCAAAUUCACCUACUGUUUAUCAUACGUACGUCGAGUACAACUCACAGAAACGUUAUUACAUCCAUGUCGAUUGUUUAAAUCAUUCCGAAUAUGUGAAAGCCAUCGUGAGUGGUAGUAUUCAGAUAGAUGGCGAUAUUCUAGUGGUUUCUGCUAUAGAUGGACCUAGGCCUCAAAGUAGAGAACAGAUUCAAUUAUGCCAAGAAGCAGGUAUAUCGAACAUUGUUGUGUUCAUGAAUAAAUGUGAUAUGGUGGACGAUCCAGUACUAAUUGAACUGGUAGAGAUUGAAAUACGUGAACUUUUUUCGAANGCUGAUUGUGGCCGUCCGACUGCGUUCGCAGUACCAUUUUGUCAAGGAUCAUCGGCGAUUUCAUUAAAUCUUCUUCUUAUCUUCGGCAGUAUUCUUAUUCAUCGACUAUUCAUCCAGUAA